GGAGUUAAAGUUUAGGAUAUUGAAUUGCAGUUCAAUCUACUGCCUCAUCACACACACACAAACUCCUAUAUUACAUUGAGAAAUCAAAAACAAUGGUAAUCAAUUCAAUUUCAAUGGGCACUGCUUCUGCUUCAUCUUUCUCGUUUCCGCUUCUCAUAGGAACCUCACCUUCUCCUUCAACUGCUCCUCGAGCUCGAGCACAACCGCCUAUGGCAGUGGCAUCUUCUUCGGAGCCGCCGACAAAGUUGCUCACUUUUCUCGGCAAAGGUGGCUCUGGAAAAACCACCGCCGCUAUCUUCGCCGCUCAGCAUUAUGCAUUGGCUGGAUUGAACACAUGUUUAGUGCUACAUGGCCAAGACACCACUGCUGAGUAUCUCCUCGACUGUAAGAUUGGAACGUCCCAUGUUGUAUGCAGCAAGAACCUUUCAGCUGUUAGGUUGGAAACAACCAAAAUGCUUCUUGAACCUCUAAAACUUCUCAAGCAAGCAGAUGCCCAGCUUAAUCUGACACAAGGCACACUUGGAGGGAUUGUUGGAGAAGAGCUUGGCAUCCUGCCUGGGAUGGACUCAAUCUUUUCGGUACUUGCACUUGAGAAGCAAGUGGGAUUUUUGGGGACUGCAGCUUCAAAGAGACAACAAGACAAAUUUGACCUAAUAGUAUAUGAUGGUAUCAGCAGUGAGGAAACCUUGCGGUUCAUAGGUGGAAGCAGUAAAGCAAGAUUGUACUUGAAAUAUCUCCGCACAUUGGCUGAGAAAACUGAGCUAGGGAGAUUGGCUGCUCCUUCACUCCUGAGACUAGUGGAUGAGGCCGUGAAAAUAAGUAGCAGCCGAUCAUAUUUCAAUGGGAGAGGGAGUUCAGAAACAUGGGACAAUUUGGAUCAACUUCUAGAGCGAGGAUCUUCUGCAUUCUCAAACCCACAGAGAUUUGGUUGCUUCCUUGUUAUGGAUCCAAAUAAUCCAACCUCUGUUAACUCUGCAUUAAGAUAUUGGGGGUGUGCAAUUCAAGCUGGUGCUCAAGUUUCUGGUGCUUUUGGGGUUCGGCAAAAAAAUAUAGAAUCAUUGGAUAGAGUAAAGAAGGAUUUUUCACCCUUGCCUUCUGCUUCCAUUUCAAGUUUGUCAAUGAGUAGCCCUAUAGAUUGGAGCAGAGUUCUAGUGGACACCAUCAAUGAAGAUGCUAGGCAUCUUCUGACUUCACUAUCAAAUCAAACCAGUAGUAUGACAUCGUCAGUUAAAUUUGAUAUUAAAAGAAAAUCAGUGACACUCUUCAUGCCAGGUUUCGACAAAUCAGAGAUCAAACUAUACCAAUAUAGGGGAGGAUCUGAGCUGUUGGUAGAAGCAGGAGACCAAAGACGUGUCAUUGCUUUGCCUCCAGGAAUUCAAGGAAAGGUUGGCGGAGCCAAAUUCGGGGACAGAAGUCUUGUUGUUACAUUGCUGUAACCUAAUUUUUUUUUUUAAAUCUGAGCCCUGAACUCAUACCUGCUAAUGACUAUUGAAACCUCGGCAGAGGCAAUUACGUGAAGGAAUAAGUGUAGGUAGGACAUUGUUACUGGUUUUACAUCAUAUAUUUGGAGAAUGCCUGUUUUGUUUAUUUAAGUGUAGGAAAUGUGUCACUUGUUCAUUUUCUCCUUUGACAUUUACAAUGUAAUCAUAGACCUCCAACUGUCUGAUCAAAAUAAUCUCAUGUAGAGUGUGUUGAGUUGCUACAUUGAUACAUAAAUGUUGUAACCUUUUUGUUGCAAUUUAUACUAUAUAUUAUGCAUUUUUCUAGA
Molecule: messenger RNA, 1768 nt
Organism: Lotus japonicus
Lineage: Eukaryota; Viridiplantae; Streptophyta; Magnoliopsida; Fabales; Fabaceae
Exons: 7
Coding region: 93-1436 (447 amino acids)
Source: RefSeq, a predicted model, not a curated record